Oryctolagus cuniculus (rabbit) is the source of this 12771-nucleotide messenger RNA. It is a transcript of the gene SPATA13, whose product is annotated as spermatogenesis associated 13. The record is from RefSeq and is a predicted model, not a curated record. Gene Ontology annotation, molecular function: protein binding; guanyl-nucleotide exchange factor activity. Gene Ontology annotation, biological process: intracellular signal transduction. NCBI's taxonomy places the organism in Eukaryota, Metazoa, Chordata, Mammalia, Lagomorpha, Leporidae.
GCGCUGCUCCGAUGGCAGGAGCCAGGAGCCAGGUGCUUUUCCUGGUCUCCCAUGGGGUGCAGGGCCCAAGCACCUGGGCCGUCCUCCACUGCACUCCCUGGCCACAGCAGAGAGCUGGCCUGGAAGAGGGGCAACCGGGACAGAAUCCGGCGCCCCAACCAGGACUAGAACCCGGUGUGCCGGCGCCGCUGGGCGGGGGAUUAGCCUAGUGAGCCGCGGCGCCGGCCAUAGGGGAGAGUUUUUAUCCACUGGUUCACACCCCAGAUGGCUGGAAUGGCCAGGGUUGGUGCAGGAUGAAGCCACCCCAGAACUCUAUCCUGUUCUCUCAUGUGGCUGCCUUUCCAGGCACAUUAGUAGGGAGCUGGAUAAAAAAUGAACAACUGGGGCUUGAACUGGUGUUCCAGUAUGGGAUGCUGGCUUGGCAGUGGUAGCUUAGCUCGCUGCUCCACAACAGUAGCCCCUGCAGUUGAACUGUUACAGUAAAUUAUAUAAUCAGCUCAUGGGUUAGGAAAGUGUGUUUUCUUUCUUUCACAUUACUUAGCACAGUGCUGUGAAUCCAGUUUCUAUCAUCUUUUAGCAAACUAUAUGAUAGUAGUCAGAACUCUAAAUCCAUGGGUUCUACACGUGUGGAUUCAACUGUAGAUCCCAUUCCAGAGAGUCAGAGCCAUACGGAGGAUCACAGCCCUCCUCCAUUGGGACGCACAUGGAGAAGACGUUACCUGCAGACAGGCAGUUGCCUCUAUAUUAACCUAGAAGUCCUAAUGUUUGUGUGCAAUGGGAGAUACUAAUAUAAUCUACCUACAGAGGUGGAAGAAUGACCUGGUGCACAGUGAGGCAUUAGUAAUUAGGGAAAUAUUAAUUACUGCAGACAGGGGCAGUGGUGAACAGUGAGCUGUUUAGAUUAAGUAAUGCCACUAACCAGCAGCUCAACCCUAUGCCUAGUCACUUAAUCUAAUCAAUGAAGCCCUGGAACACUAGUAGUCCAUAUAGAACAAUAUUUUGAUUUAAUCAUUGUCCAAAUAUAGGUUAAACAAAAUUAAAAUAUAUAAACUAUUAUUAUUAGAGAGAUAAAAAGCUGGACUGAAUCUUUCCUGUUAGUUUUCUUGACCCAAUCUAAAUUCCUUCUUCAAAAGAAGAGAAAUAGCAGGAGUUGGGGGAGGGUAUGUGGUAUGUAUGUAUGAGAGCUUUUGAAACAAUUUUUAAGUACUCCAUGAAGUCUUUUGUUCUUUUUUAUUGUAUUUUUUAAGAUUUAUUUAUUUAUUUGAAAGUCGGAACUACAGAGAGAGAAGGAGAGCCAGAGAUCUCCCGUUCACUCCCCAUGUGACUGCAACAGCCAGGGCUGAGCCCAGCCAAAGCCAGAAGCCAGGAUCUUCAUCCUGGUCUUCCAUGUAGACAGCAGGGGACCAAACAAUUGGGCCACCUUCUGCUUUUCCCAGGCACAUUAGCAGGGAGCUGGAUCAGAAGUGGAGUAGCCAGGACACAAAUGGGCACCCAUAGGGGAGGGUGGCAUUGUAGGCAGCAGCUUUACCUGCUGCGUCAUGACACCAGCCCCUGUAUUGUGUCUUUCUGCUUCUUCAUUUUAUUCAAAUUAUUUCUCAAAAGUUUUCUUUCAAUAAAUAAUCAGAAAACAUAAAAUCCAGUGGCACCUGUUGAGUGAUAGUAGCAGAGCUCUUAGGAAAGCUGACUGAAGUAUGGGUGAACCCAGGGCUUUGGUUGUAAGAUGUGGAUAUUAUGUGUCUUGCCUACUUCCCUUCUCUGUUUCUCAUCCCACUUUCUAUUCUCAUCCCAAGGAACACUGAGUGUUGGGUGUAUUUAUUUACAAAACAAGAUGAAUCAGUUCCCUUAUCUGUAGGCAAGUAUUUGCAGUAAAAAUGUUUUCCUGACUGCGAAGACUGCACAGUAAGAUUACUGUCUUCUGACCCCGCUGUGAGCCAGCACAGAUUCCAUAGAGGCUAAGGAAUUUAGAAAUUAUGAAAGGCUUCCGUAUGGAGGAACAAGGACUACAAAUAUGGACAUCAGUGCUUGAAACCAUACUGCCCGCAAGGCUUGGAGAUUAUAGUAGCUAGCGCCAGUAGCACUUAUCUUAGCUGUUUUUUCAUGCCAUAUCAUUGCCUAUAAUCAGGAUUUUUAAAAAGGAACAUAGUGUUCUGGUCCCUGUCUCAGAAAAACAUAAUAAAGUAUUCAGCAUUUUUCCAGAAAGCACGAAUUUCAUCUUGUAGCAGUUAAAACAUCUUCAGUUUUAAAACUUGUAUUUGAAUCUUCCUAAACUACCAAGUUUCAGAAAUUGAAUUUUAAAAGGAAAAUAAAGAAUAUCCCACAUCAGAGGAAGGUGAGCAAGAGCCCUAAACACCCAGAAGACCACCCCGGAAUGCCGGUGGUGCUCUCUGCAUGCUGCUGGCCUGAUCUUACAGACAAGGAAUCCCAAGGCAUAGCGAUGUUCAGUAACUUUCUCUAGUUCAGCUGAGCAAGAUUUAAGUAGGAGGUAGUGAAGCAGGUAUUCAAACAACUAAGAUAUUUUAACCAUCCAGAAAGAAAACUAGGUAAAGAUGAACACAGAAAAGAGGAGCUACUCAUUUGUACUAGACCUUGAAGCAUGAAAAGGAUCCACAAGAAAUAGUGGCCAAUUUUUAUUUGUUUCUGUUAAAGUUCUAUUCAGUGGCCAGGUGCAGAGCGUCUUAUUUGGAGCAAUUAUAGGAGAAGGUGGAGUAUGAACUAGAGGCAGGUGAUGGGAGGGUUCAUUUAAGCCACUGAGAGCAAAUCUUCAUGGCUUUGUGUGUUUCUGGCCUUGAGGCCAUAUUACCCCAUGAAGAAAAGCAAAGGCUUUGAAGCAUGGAGUAGCAGCCCUCCUUCAUUGUCUGCAAGGUCGCACUGGGUGUUUCUCACACAGUGUAGGUUCUGGUAACCCAUGCUCCAUUUCCUGUGUGCUGCCUGUGAUUGCGCCCUGCCCUCUGGCUGCUGAACAUUGUGUCACUAAGACUGAAAUGGAGCCAGGCUCUGCUGCACAAGAGCAGGUAGCAUGCUGAAACAAGAGUCCACAGUGUAGGCCACCAGGUGCUAGGUAAUGUUAGGUUGUAUGUCAUGUGAAAUGUCUUUUAGAUUUCUCCAGAAAAUAGCAUAGCUGUGACCUCUGUUUUAAUAGUAAUGUUUGUCUUUCAUCCAUUUAGAAUUAAAGGAUCACUCUGGAUACUCAAUUAUUCAUGCUAAUAGAGGAGAGAAAGUUGAACCGAGUAAUUAGUGGCAAACUUGGCAAGUUAUUUCCUGCUGAGGGAUCCCUCAUCCCACCUUUAGACACGGCAGCCCUAUUUCAGCAAUGGCAAAUCAGCACACCCAGCUCCUGGUUCUGUUCCUCUGGGCUCUGGGUAGUGAUUACCCAUGUGGGAGUUGAGACUAUGGUUCUGUCCAGCCAAUGAGAGUUGUAGGAAAGGGGGUUCCUUGGCCAAGUUGCCUGCCUGUCCACCCUGUAGCCCAUUUGCUAAAAUUGACAAUACACAGUGCCAAAAAGUAGAAUUACCCUGUUCUGAGACCUCAUGACUAGCAUUUUUCCAAAAGUUUGUAAAUAUGUAUGGGUCAACUUGGGGUCCCUGUGUUAAAAGUAACUUAAAUUCCUUCAUCUAUAGAAUGCAAAAUGAUUCUAACAUUCUAUGUGCAUCCAACAUUUAUUUUAUCCUCUCUGAUUUCUAACUAUUUGAUAUUAAUGUAUAAUUUGGCUCUCUCCACUUCUCUGGGACUGAUCCGCUGGCUAAUUCCUUCAGUGUUGCCACUCAUCAGGGUGUUGUAGUGGCAUCUUAGCCAAAGCCAGUGGAUUAAUCUGGGGGACGAGCAGGUUUUGAAGACUUUUUCCAACUGUGCUUAAGGUUUGUUUUUAUUUGUAAUAUUCUUACUGAUCUGGUAAAUGUAGGCUGUCAUCACUAAAAAAAAAAUUUAAAAGCUGGAAAUCAGACCCUCUCUUUAUUCUAGAAUACCCCUUUCUACACUUGUAGCUUCUUCCAAAAAUAUUUCAGUAGCAUUGUGGGGUCAGUGUCCUUUGAGAAGAUGUCUCUGAGUUAAGUGUAAUUUCUCUGUCUUGUCAAGACCUUUUCCCCUUCUUUUUAUCUUUUGUUUUGAGUGUGCAGUAGAGAAAGUUUUCUUCGUGAGUACCUCUGGUUUAAGAUAUUAAGAUCCCAAGGCUCUCAAUCUAAUACCCUGACCUAUCCCUGGAUUUAGGGGGAAAAAAAAAACUCUUGAGAAACAGAAGCUACCGUCUGUACCAGAUGCCAAUGAAAAGUGAAAGCAAACAAAGAGACUUGGAACACAGGACUGAGGAAUCAUAGCAGUGAGAGCUUUUGCUUCUUGAAAACUAGCAAUUUUAACAACACCAAAACAUUAAGAAAAUGGAAAUACUUGAGUUUUAUUCUCCUACCACGGGGCUUUAGGCUUUGUUAGAACGGAUACUCUUUAGAAUGAAUUCACUCUUCCUUACUACUUUGUCUGACAGUAUUCAGCAUUUUAUCUCUUCAUUCUGACUGAAACCAGGCCUACCUGUUCCUUCUGUGGUCUGUUAGUUUCUGACUUGGUGAACAAAAGCACGCUGGCAUUUGAGAUAGUCUUGCUGCAGUUUCUCGAAGUGUGUUGUUUAGUUUCUUGAGGUGCCUAGAACGAUGGAAUGACUUGGGAUCUCCUUAAAAUGCAGAUUUCUGAUUCUGUAGACCUAAGGUCUGAGAAUCUUCAUUUCCUUUUAAUUUUUAUUCAUUUGAAAAACACAGAGGGACAGAGACAGACAGAAAUCCCGCAUGUAAUGAUUCAAUCCCCAAAUGCCUACAACAAAACCGAGGCGAGGCGAGACCAAAGCCAGGAGCCAGGAACUCAGUGCGGUCUCCUACGUGAGUGGCAGGGACUCCCGUACCUAAGCCAUCACCUUCUGCCUUCCAGGGUGCACACUAAUAGCAAGCUGGAAUUGGGAGUGGACUGGGACUUGGAGCCAUGUACUCUGCGAUAUGGGAUGUGGGCAUCCCAAGUGGCAUCUUAACUCCUGCUGCUAACCCUCACUCCCAAUCCUGAAUAUUCAUGUUUAACUCACUCCCGGGUCACGCCAGUGCUACUGAUCCGUGGACCCCACUUUUAAGUAGCAAAGUUGUGGGGCACUUUCUUUGGGAUGGUGAUACCUAAAAGAGCUCUGGGAAAUUCUGUGUGAAACUAGAUUAUUCAGUGGUCCAUGUGGACUUCAGAAAGCUUGUAAAUCAUUUUUUCAUAAUACUAGGGAAGAUCUAAAGCUCAUCUGGUUUUAUGUGUGUUUCACUUUUAUUGCGGGUUAUUAAAGUGGUAAAUUCCUCCAGAAAAUUUUUCUUAGCUGCAUUUAAGGGAAGGAGGUACCAAGUCAAUAGAAGCACUAAUACUUGAAGGUACGAAAAGUCCACAGUGCAGCGUGAAUAUUAGAACCAACCACGCAGCUCUGCCCUCUAAGUUGGAGUUGUGAUUUUAGCAGGAACUAACGUGUUACGGACCUAAGGCUUUGCAGAGCAACCAUAGCAGCACUAACACAAAUCCCUGAAGAAGUGCUGGUGCCGCUGGAAACACUUUGUGAUAUAUCUUCUAAUAACCUGACAAGGUUCAUCAGUGCCGGCUCAGCAAAUGAGGCAAUUGAGCUGCCCAGUGGAAAUGUUUCCUAGUUUUGCUGUGGUAGAGUAGUAAAUCCUGAUAGCAGUUAGUUAUUGGAGAGAAGUUAAUUAUGGUAGAGCAGAUUUUGAACACAGGCUGUCUGACUGCAAAGUCCAUCACUGUUAAGCUUGCAUUUUACAGCUUGGCGCUUGUCUAACCCCCAUUAUUUAACAGUGGUGGUCACUAUUUUGCAUGUACUGUGUCAUUUUUCAUUCAUUUAAAAAGGCAGUGUCUUCCUGUCAUGAAGAAUUUGAAGGAAGCAUACUGUUAACAGUUGUUUCAUGAUUAACAGACAGCUUUGAUCAUUAUAGAUUAAUUGGGAAACAGAGAAGAAUGAAGGGAAAUAAGAAUAGCCCAUAAUAUUAUCAAAGAGAGUCUCUUUAAAUAAAAACUUUCCUCAUUAUAGGGGAUCUAUCUGUGAAAGGAUUUUUAAAAGUUCACAGAAAGGCCAGCUUUGUGGUGCAGCAGGUAAAGCUGCCAUCCAUGCCAGCUUUGUCCCAGCUGCUCCGCUUCUGAUCCAGCUGCCUGCUAAUGGCCAGCAGAGAGUGGCCGAAGUGCUUGGGCCCCCGCCACGGAUGUGGAAGACUUGGAAGAAGUUUCCCUGGCUCCUGCCUUAGGCCUGGCCGAGCCCUGGCCAUUGUAACCAUAUGGGGAGAGAACAGCAGAUGGAAGAUCUCUCUCUCUCUGUGUCUCUCUUUCUCUCUCUGUAACUCUCACUCUCAAAUAAAUAUUUUUUUUUUUUAAAGCUCAUGGAAAAAUAAAUUAAAAUGUAAGUUUAUUUUGGUGCAAAAAGUUUAAGUCGAUGUAAGUUUUUUUCAUUAUACGAGUUUUCCAUGAAAUUUUGAAGACCCAUUACACUUUACAUAGUAACAGAUGACACAUAUUUCUUUGACACUGUAGAGUAAACACAUAGGUGUAUCUUACAAACAGAAUCCUCCUUUUAAAGUGAUUUCAUAAAUUUACAGAUAACACAAUGUAGCGUCAUAACUUAAAUUUUUGUCAUACCAUAGAGUGAAAUCCUGACUUCCUUUUUUAACUAAGUGACCUCUGUGCUUUUCUCCCAUGAAAUAAAUACCUUCUGAACAGCUCUCUGAGAGUCUAACUCAGGCUUGGGGAUCUUAGUUCGACGCAGCAAGCACAUUUCCACCGCCUUCCUUGGGGGCUCUCCACGGCCCCUGAUAGGCUUGGGAGUCUGUUUGGGUUUGCUGUGCACAGGCUUAGCUUUGGUUUAGAAUUUCCUGCCCGACGACAUCCCGCGCUGUCUCCGGAGUGACUAACAGUCAGUCAUACUGAGCCAGCAGGGAGCCGGCUGUCAGUUUCUGGGCAGGCUCUGGCCAGGAAUGCACACAGCGUGAAGCAGUGAAUAAGCGAUUUCUGCAGUUCCCGAGCCGCAAGCCUGGGAGAUCCUCAGCGAUGCUUUGAGAACAGACUUCCUCAAUCACACCCUGGUGCUGCUGUGAAUGUCGCUGUUUUCCAAGGAACCAUGGUAGCCAGAGGGGAAAUAGCACGAUUUUGGAGUCUGGAAAGCCUUCACAUGGUUUCUUCAGAUGGAGGUACGGAGUCCUCUGCCUUAGUAGAUGACAAUGGUAGUGAGGAAGACUUCAGCUAUGAAGAACUUUGCCAGGCCAACCCUCGGUAUCUACAGCCAGGUGGGGAACAGCUGGCCAUCAACGAGCUCAUCAAUGAUGGCAGUGUGGUCUGCGCAGAGGCCCUGUGGGACCAUGUAACCAUGGACGACCAGGAACUGGGCUUCAAGGCCGGCGAUGUCAUCCAGGUUCUGGAAGCCUCUAACAAGGACUGGUGGUGGGGCCGGAAUGAGGAUAAGGAAGCCUGGUUCCCCGCAAGCUUUGUGAGACUGCGAGUCAAUCAGGAGGAGCUGUCGGAGAAUUCCAGCAGCACCCAUGGGGAGGAGCAGGAGGAGGAUGCCAGCAAACCCCGCCACAAGCACUCUGAGAACAAGCACCAGAUGAGGACCAACGUCAUCCAGGAGAUCAUGAACACCGAGCGGGUGUACAUCAAGCACCUCAAGGAUAUCUGCGAGGGUUACAUUCGACAGUGUCGUAAGCAUACAGGAAUGUUCACUGUUUCGCAACUAGCCACUAUUUUUGGAAACAUUGAAGAUAUUUACAAAUUCCAAAGAAAAUUCCUGAAAGACCUUGAGAAACAGUACAACAAAGAGGAGCCUCAUUUAAGUGAAAUAGGAUCCUGCUUUCUGCAGCACCAAGAGGGCUUUGCCAUCUAUUCCGAGUACUGCAACAACCACCCGGGCGCCUGCGUGGAGCUCUCCAACCUCAUGAAGCAGGGCAAGUACAGGCACUUCUUUGAAGCCUGCCGCCUGCUGCAGCAGAUGAUUGACAUCGCCCUCGACGGCUUCCUCCUCACGCCCGUGCAGAAGAUCUGUAAAUACCCCCUGCAGCUGGCCGAGCUGCUCAAGUACACCACACAGGAGCACAGUGAUUACAACAACAUAAAGGCAGCCUAUGAGGCCAUGAAGAAUGUGGCCUGUUUGAUCAAUGAGCGCAAACGGAAGCUGGAAAGCAUUGACAAGAUCGCCCGCUGGCAGGUGUCCAUCGUGGGCUGGGAGGGACUGGAUAUUUUAGAUCGAAGCUCAGAGCUGAUUCAUUCUGGGGAACUGACCAAAAUCACAAAGCAGGGCAGGAGCCAGCAGCGGACGUUCUUCCUGUUCGACCACCAGCUGGUGUCCUGCAAGAAGGACCUGCUGCGCCGGGACAUGCUGUACUACAAGGGCCGCAUAGACAUGGACGAGAUGGAGCUUGUGGACGUGGAGGACGGGCGGGACAAGGACUGGAACCUCAGUGUGAGAAACGCCUUCAAGCUCGUCAGUAGGACCACUUCUGAGGUUCAUCUGUUCUGUGCCAAAAAGCAGGAAGACAAGGCGAGGUGGCUGCAGGCCUGUGCGGAUGAGAGGCUGCGGGUACAGGAGGACCAGGAGAUGGGAAUGGAAAUCUCAGAAAAUCAAAAGAAGCUUGCCAUGUUGAAUGCCCAAAAGACGGGACAUGGAAAGUCCAAAGGCUACAGCGGAUGCCCCGUGGCCCCGCCGCACCAGAACCUGCACCCCAUGCACCAGCGCCACGUCACCGUGCCCACCAGCGUGCCCCAGCAGCAGGUCUUUGCCCUGGCAGAGCCCAAGAGGAAGCCCUCGCUCUUCUGGCACACCUUCAAUAAGCUCACACCCUUCAGGAAGUGAACACGGGGGCUGCACUUCCCUGGAGGGGGCUGUGAAGAAGAGAACCAUUUUGGUUUCUUCUGCAGGAAAUGUCUGAGACCCAGUGCUGAAAACUUCUUUCGGGGAUCAAUGAAGGAGCCGAAGGGCUUGGGCUCCCUUCUGUCUUCGGAGAUCCAGCUGCCUUCAUGGAAGGGAAGAGAAGGUCAUGACGCACCGCUUGUCUGCACCAGAGCCCCCGGGGCCCGCCCAGCAGCCCGUGUCGUGUUCUACAGCGGAGGCCGAUGCUGUGGCCCCGGUGAGCCGUGCCAGGCUGAGCGCGCUCCUGCUGCGGUCCGAGCACGUUUCAUCCGAAGCAGGGGGUCCCUGGUGGGUCACUGCUGUAUUUGAUUGUGAAGGGAGUCGUUGACGGAGUCGCUAAGACACUGCUGCUUGCUCUAGCACGUGUCUGGUCACACCGAGAAGGCGAGCUCUUCCUCCCUUCCGUAGUAUUAGCGGACCCACAGCUGCAGGGGCCAUGGCCGUGGUGUUCCCGGUGUUGUCAGCUGCCACGUGUGCAGGAUCUGUCUUGCAGGGCUGAUCCUCACAGGCUGAGGAGGGACACCUGUGGCCACAGCCACCCUGCAGCGUGGCCUGCAGUGCAGGGGUGGAAGCUCCCUCCUGAUUCUGCUGCCAGGAGCGGGAGCGAGAAUCCUGCUGCAGGCAGCCCGGCACGUCCUUCUCAAACCAGGUCCUCACCUGCCCGAGUGCCUUGUGUAACUCCACGAGCCAGAGUCACUGAGAAACCCCGACUCCUGCAGCUGGUGGCCACGGAAAGGCCUGUUUACCUUCCCUCUUGUGACAGCAAGCACGGAAGCACUCUGGUUGGAAGAUACCCGUAAAGAGCAUCCUCUGCUUCUUCCUGUGCUUGCUUCUGGCGUCCUUGCUGGCUGAUGAAGUUACAAACACGCAGACUUUCCAUGGAGAAAACACGAGGGGCACAGCCGUCCCGCCGCCCAGGGGUUGAAGCUGCCUUUCUCAUGUCAGCCCCGGACAGGAGUGCAUAGCCGUGCCGUCAUUAUGUCAGCGGAUUCCUGAAAAUCCAUUCCUUAUAGAGAGACCUCGACCAAAUACCUCGGCUCAGAGAGAGCAGUCUUUGCUAACGAAGGCCACGCGGGGCUGGUGCCUGCAGGUAAUAGUCUCCUUUUCUGGGACCAUAUUGUAAAGUUUGCAGAACACAUGUUUUAAAUACGCGUGGAGAAGACAGGCUGAAUCAGAGAGAGAAGCUGUUUCCCUUCCCCCCAGGCAUGCUGGAUCGGGAGGGGAAUGUGUUGCAGUUUGUUUGCGUUUGACAAGCCCCAUUUUUUGUAUGUUGCUCUUGCAGAGUUCCUUUUUCUAACAGGCCCCUGUGUGCGAAUAAACAAACCUUCAGUGUCCAACAGAGGUGUAGUCUUCCGUCUCCAGGGGUGCUGUUCCUCCAUUCUCCCUGCCUUUCCCCAUAUCCAGAGCUGUUCCUGGAGGAGGUAACAUCACGUGUCAAAUGCGUCAAGAAAACAUAACCCUGGGCCUCUCUGCUGGGCCCCUGGAGCACUGUGUGACUGUGCGUGACCCUGUGUCGCCUGGGAAUGCCUGCCUGCGGCAGCAGUGCUGAGAGAGUCCCGUGCCCCGUGGCAAGCCGCCCUAGGGUUGCCUCUGUGGCCCCUCAUGCUACAAGUUGCUGCAUGAGGAAGGUUUUUGGGAGGUGCCGUGGCUUCCCCCGCAUUUGCCCCUGUGGGUGGCUGUGCGUUUCCCAAUAGACGGCUCAGCUGUAGCUGCAUUUAUAGAACUGACCUUUUUACUAACAAAGGGUAAUGAUGCAUUUUGGAAACGGCACUUACUGAUUUUUUGGACACCUCAGCAGUAACUGUAGGAGUCUGUGUGCUACAUGGAGUUGCUUGUACAUAUGUACAGCAGUUCUCAACAGUGUUGUGUAAUGUAAUAUAAGAGAAUUGCUUUAAGGAAGCAGAGAUCCUUCGCUUACGUUACAUUUUCAGCGAGAACUCAAUUUCAGUAAAGAAACACCCUGAGGGUUUCCAUUUCCUGCUGUGUACUAUCAGGCUGAUGAAGAAAUGCUUUAAGUUUUGUAACCAGUCCUAAUUUAUUUCCCAGUCGAGCCCUGACUUCCUGUUCCCACCUACCUCCGUGGACUUCCUGACAGAGGAUUGUGAAUAUCAGGACAUGUUUUCAGAAAAUCAGGUUCAGUUGUCCAGAAUUGUCCAGUCAGCUUUAUACGGUGUGAGAGUCACUUGAUCAAAUGUCUGUCCUGGGUAGACCCUACCUGGAUUUUCAGGCCAUUUUGAAAUCUGUUAACAUUUUUAAAAGGAUACACCAUCCUUUGACUUUCUGAAAAUCUUUAUGUCUAGCUUAGAUUUUUCUUAGUGAAUACUUGAGUUCUACAAAGAAUAGAAGACUCAACUAUCCUCACUUUUCUUUUGCUGAACUUCCUUAUUUAAGUCACAGGUUCCCCUUGGAAAGAAACAAACAGCCCCUACAUGAAUUGUGGGUGCAGUCUCUCCUCUCCUCUCCUCUCUCCUCUCUCCUCCUGUCUCAUUUUAACCCUAUGUUCCUUAAUAUGAGUGAGCUAAAAAAAAUGGCUCAAUCUUUUGAUGCAUUUCACCUAUCUUUCACAUUUCAGAAUCUGCCCACUCUGUUGACAGACAGUUGAAAUGGCCUUGGAUCACAAGCAGCCUUCUCCAUGUUGGUCAUACCUAAAGUGUGUCACUGCCCUGCAGGAGACGCUAAGCAGUCAUCCAAGGGAAUAUUCGCAAUGUUCUCUGGAGAGUAAGCACUGUCUGUCUCUGACCUGCAAACUAAAAAGAGGAGAAGUGAUUUACCAGAGCUUUCAUGAUGAUAACCAUCCACACAGCUUUCGUUAGAUCAGUCUUUUGUCUCCCACUUGAGUAUCUGAUUUCAUUGUCAGAAACAUUUUACCAACAUCUAGUGCUAUUUCUGAAUAUUGUGCCUUUUUGUGCCUAUUUCAGCUGAAGACUGUUCAGUACUGUUGUCUAGACAGAAAGCAAACAUAUGCUUAAUUCAAAACUCUGCUCCCAUAGACACCUUCUGUAGAAGCCCAGGUGACCCAGCAUUUUACCAAGUGGAAGUUUCUGUACACUGAAAUUCCUGCUGUUCUUCAGGACACUUCUACCCAGCUUCCGAGGCAGAGAGAACAGCCUGCUCACCUGGGUUGAGGGGGAGAUUUCUGCAGAAUGACUGCAUCAAGGGGAAGAGAAACAGAGACGUGUCCCUCGCAGCGCAGUGCCCACAGUGAGAACAGGUGCCCUUUCAAUAGCGCACAGGCCCAGGAUGCUGCACUCAGCCCCACUGUAGGCUUAAACCAGAAGCAGAAAAUUGCCCCCUCAUCCCCCUCAUCGCAGCCUCGAAAUUGCUGUCUUUGUGCAGCCUCACCUGGCUAAUGCUGUUUGUUUUCAGGAUGCAGUGAAAGUGGAGCUCAAAAGACUUCAGGAAGAACUAAGUGCAAGCUAGCUGGUCUUGACCAAAAAAGAAGCCUAAGUAUUCGAUGUAAAUUUAUUUAGCUACAAAUACUUUUCAUUGUUGCCUGCCUGUAAUUAUCUCAUAGGCAUUGACAUUUGUAUAUAGAAAAGGCUUUUAACAGAUUCAUUAAUUUAAUAAUUGGUCUUUUUUGUAAAUAUUAGCAUCCAUUGUGUGUGACUUGCUGACCUAUUUGGCAAGACUUAUUAGUAACUUUUUAACUCAGCGACAUCAAGAUGAUGUUCUUUGUAAAAGUGGGAACUUCCACAAUGAUGAACUAGCUGUUGACAGCUGAACUAGGGUGUACAAGAUUGCUGUAACUUGAUAUGUAUUUUUGUUGAAUGAGGAUUUUGUAAAAAAAAAAAAAAUGUUAUUUGAAUGAUUUCUUGUAAAUGCUGUGAAUCUAUAUUUGUUGUUCUGUAUAUUAAAAAUCAUUUGCCAAACUG